CAGCACUCCAUCCAGAUUUGUGCUGCUUUCAGAGAAAGAGAACCAGGAAGUGAAAGCGUACACAUGGAGGGUGUGUCUUCCCCUCUCUUUGUAGGUUUUAUUUUUAAAAAGGCGGUCGUCCUCGCGUAAACAAAUGGGAGACUCGGCGAGGGCGAAGCGGCGGGACCAGCUGAAGCGCUGGUCCGGUUCCUACACGGACCUUUCGUCGGAUGUUCCCCGGCGGAGGCGGCCGUGCGAAGACGAGGACGAAGCCGGAGAAUCGGAGGCCGAGAGCGGCGAGAAGAACCACAGCAGCGAACUCCCCAAAAGACGGAAAAUCGUAAGGUUUGACAGGGCUGCAGAGUUCUUGGCUGCCUGUGCCAGUGGCGACACAGAAGAAGCCAAGGUGAUGCUUAAGGAGGCUACAGAAACCACAAGGAGGAACGGGGAGGAUUUGUCGGAUAUUAUCAACUGUUCCAAUGCUGACGGUAUUACUGCUCUCCAUCAGGCCUGCAUCGAUGGCAGCAUGGAGAUGGUCUCCUUUCUUUUGGAGCACGGUGCCAACGUGAACCAGAUUGACAACGAGGGAUGGACUGCGCUGCAUGUCGCUGCCUCCUGUGGCUAUCCUGAUAUUGCAGACUUCCUCGUUCAGCAGGGGGCGUCUCUCUCUGCUGUGAACUGUGAUGGUGACGUUCCUGUCGACAUUGCUCUGGAUGAGGCCACCGAAGCUCUUCUGCAGCAGCACGCGCUCAAACAAGGCUUGGACUUAGAGGCAGCUAAGAGGCUGGAGGAGGAACAGAUCAUGAGAGACGCCAGGACCUGGCUGACUGAGGGCCCGCCUUCAGAUGUACGACACCCCAGGACCGGGGCCACGCCGCUGCAUGUGGCUGCAGCCAAAGGCUACCUGGAGGCCAUCAAGAUCCUCUGUCAGUGUGGGCUGGAUGUGUCGAGCAUGGAUUUUGAUGGCUGGACACCCCUCCAUGCGGCGGCGCACUGGGGUCAGGGCGAGGCCUGUCGUGUUCUGGCUGAACAUCUGUGCAACAUGGGUGCCUGCAGCAAUGCGGGCGAGACACCGUUUGAUGUAGCUGAUGAAAGUGUUGAGGAACUUCUGAAAGAAUUAUCACAGAAACAAGCCAAUUGGCGUAACGAGCAGUCCAUGAUUGACAGGCAAAACCAACAAGGCUCCACGAGUGCCAACGCCCAAAACAAAAAGCGACGGAGCUCGGUAUGCAGGAUGAGCAGUAAAGAAAAGCUGAACAUUCCAGACCAGUCUAAAGAAAGGGGCAUCUCAGGAGGCCUGGAGCUGAGUGAGGAGAAAGACAGCAGCCCUGAAAGCUCAACGGUGUCCAGUCCAGACACAGAGAGUGUGACAACAUCCACAAUCAGUCCUGCGGACAAGACACCAGAGGAGAAAGAUGAGGAGAAGGAGCAGGACAAAGCGAGUCGCACAGCGAGAGUCUCGCCCACACCUCAGACGAGGGACGCUGCAGCAGAGAGUCCGAACGCCCCGAGUACUGACAGGCGCAAGUUUCAGGCUCCAGUCAGAGACGAAGAGUCCGAGUCUCAAAGAAAAGCUCGCUCUCGGUUGAUGCGCCAGUCUCGGCGUUCCACACAGGGUGUGACUCUGACGGACCUGAAAGAAGCGGAGAAGUCGAUUUCUAAAGCCGCUGACCAGCUGCCGCGCAGCAUCCAGUCUGUCAGCCCCAUCAUCGCCCUCACACCUGCUGAAAGGGAUACAGAUCCAGAACAGCAGGUGGAGCCAGAGGGAGAGAAGCGUCUGGGUGUAAAGGACAGGAGGAGGGGGAGGAGAGAGAGAUGCAUCGUCCAACCAGGAGGAGAGAAUGAAGAUGAGGAUGCCGACUUGGAUGACACAAAUAACAACACAUCAAAUGAGAAGCAACAGGACCAGGAGGACUCAUCAUCUGACUACAGGAUGCUUUACUUCAAGGUGCUGCAGGAGAACCUCAGUCUCAAGGACAAGCUGCAGGAGAUGGAGCUGCUGCUCAACCAGAACAAAUUGGAGCUGGAGAGGCUGCAACAGGUUGGGCAGAGUCACGACAGCAGCACCGACAGACCGGCCCUGCUGGAGCUGGAGAGAUUUGAGAAGUUGACCCUCCAGCGGAAAGCAACAGAACUGGAGGAUGACCUGAAGGUUCUUGGGGACCUCAGAGCAGACAACCAGAGACUCAAGGACGAGAACGCUGCCCUCAUUCGUGUCAUUAGCAAACUUUCAAGGUGAAAAUUAAAAUAUAUAUAGAUAUGGAUAUUAAAAAUAUUAAAGAAUUUUUCAUUUGCCCAUCAAAGUGGGAACAGAGACGACAGCAUAAAGCACCUUUCUCUUUAGGACCAACAACUUGUUGAACAGAAACUGGAACUCUUUGUUUUCAGGGUUAUUUUGUGUUUUGGGCUUCUUUGUUUUGGCAGAUCUACUGUACGACAAACUGAACAGCACCUUCUGUGGACUGAUUUUAUGCUCAUAUGACACAUUUUUGUAAUAUUAUUAUUACUUUUUUAUUCAGCUGUUUUUACCCAGCAGCUGUUCCUAUACAAGUUACUAGCCAUGCACCUGAGGGGGGAGUAGGGGGGUCUAGAAAAGACUGUAAACUUAACGUGCCAAAAAGCAGCCAGUUUUGGGAAAAACAAAUGGUCAGUGUUUCUCUCAGGGUAAGCGGGGCUGACGCAGUGUGUUGUAGCUCAGAGUCGGACCAAAUCUGCAUGUUUCCUCCCCGUUCCUCUUAAUAUGUAUUUAUUCCAUACGUCUUCAUAGUAAAAAGGACAGUAUUGGGUGUUCAGAGGGAUUUCAAAUGUUUGUUACAAACCCAUCAGAGCUUUCAAGCAGUCGUGGAGAAUGUAUGCACUGUCUUUAGUACUGUGAGUAGAACGGUUUCCCCAUCUGAACUGGACCUUAUUGUGAAUACCGACCUCCUGACCCUGAGAUGGGCACCUGUUAGUACUGAACAGGCGAGGUGGUUUCUCUCGAAUGUUCACUUAAGUUUUUGAAUAAGCAUGUUAAUUUGUAUUUUGAUUCCGUGCCUUUUGAUAUACAUUUUAAUAUUUGUAUUGUUUUGACAAACCUACACUGUCUAAUAUAAAACACAUUGUAAGCAGAA
This is a messenger RNA of Thalassophryne amazonica, 3089 nucleotides long. It is a transcript of the gene ppp1r12c, whose product is annotated as protein phosphatase 1, regulatory subunit 12C. Gene Ontology annotation, biological process: signal transduction. Gene Ontology annotation, molecular function: enzyme inhibitor activity; protein kinase binding; phosphatase regulator activity. The record is from RefSeq and is a predicted model, not a curated record. Gene Ontology annotation, cellular component: cytoplasm. NCBI's taxonomy places the organism in Eukaryota, Metazoa, Chordata, Actinopteri, Batrachoidiformes, Batrachoididae. The coding region runs from base 134 to 2218 and encodes 694 amino acids. The transcript is spliced from 20 exons.